GACAAAAAUCUCGCCUGAAAAUUUCAAAUCUUGGCCGGAAAACGCAAAAAAAUGUCGGUUUUUUUUACUUUCCCCCCAUUUCCGGUGAGAAAAACCCAAAACCAACGUCAUACCCAGUCUCCUCUCCUCAAAACCGGCUUGUGCUGAGAUUUUGGGGAGAUUUGGAGCACAUUUUCCCGGCCAAAUCACCGGCGGCGAGUCUCCAACGAGCUUCCGACGAUGCUCUGGCGACCCCUCUUCAGUCAGUUUCCGACCGUUUUUCACCGUCCUUGCUCGCACCUCACUUCCUCCUAUGUCCUACUUGUGUCUCCAGGUUUGUUUUUUGACUUUACCUUUGUGAAUUGUGGAGAAUCGGAUUAGGUGGUGAAGUGAGGUUGAAUUUUUGUGCUUUGCAUGAUUGAAUCUAGAUAUAGGGCGAGGAAUUAGGUGAAUUAGGUCGAUUGAAUGAUGGAUUGAUUUUUGAAUGAGCUUAGUGAGCCUUGGUGGGCGUGUUAGAACCGAAUUGUGUUUAUUUUUAGAAUUUGCCCACCAAGUGCUAUGUUAUUAAUGCAAAUGGAGUUUAUACUUGUUUGGUGGAUGGUAGCCACCGUGGUAAGGGUUGUGGUUCAACUUUUUGUGUCCUUGAAAGGUGAAUUACCCACCAUCAUGCCACGGUGGUUUGGGCUUAAAUGUUUGAUAACCAUGGUGGAAAAACAAGUGUGGGUGGGAAUUUCUUUCCCUCCCAAUUAGCAUUAUUUGACGAAUGUUUCCACGUAUGGUGUGUGUUUGUAUUUGUGCAGGAUGCUUAACUUGGAGCAUGAGUUCAUCAGUUAUUUGGUGAACCACCCAAACUUUGGCGACAAGUUCACCUACCAGAGUGGUAGCCCCAUUGGGCCUCACUGGCAGCUGGACCAAGACUUAUUUAACUUGUUCAAGUGCCGAGCCGCGAUGACUGGAGUGCUCAGCCACCCCCAGUGGCGCCAGCUCUUGACCAUGACGAGGAAAUAUACCAUGAGCUAUGCAUGGACUUUUACUCAACCUUCUCCCACAUCGUUCCGACCAGCAAGAAGCGCCGACCACGAAUGGAGUUUAUGUUGGGAGGUCAGCCACAAGUGUUGACCUAUGAUGCCUUUACACAGGCCAUGAGGCGCGACACCGCCCACAUGACGAUGACAGAGCGGCAGUACACCGUCGACUUCAAUUACCAGGGCGCAUUCCGAGCCCUCUACCACCUAGAGCACGAGGAGGACGAGUUCGAGGGGAGCCUCACCAAUGCGGAGAAGCUAAAGACCCAUUGGAGGAUCCUCCACUCUCUGCUAACCAGAUCCGUCAUACCCAAACUCCAGUCAGGCCACUUGAUGAUGAACAAAGGGCUCAUUGCCCUCUACUCGAUGCAGAGUUCAGCAGAGUCGAUCCAUCUGGGAUCAUUGAUCGCCACCUCUUUCGCCCGGAGCAUGAGGCUGAACAGAGUGGACACUAUGCAUGUGGGGGGCAUCAUCACGAGGAUCACAUGUCACUUCCAGGUGGAUCUGGCCUACUGUACUAGAGUCGGAAGGAUGGAGCCCUUCCUAGUGGAAACAUUGUAUAACCAGAAGCUGUUACUCCAGGGCAAGAGAGGAGUGGAGUACCUUGACGGACUCCGACCUUCCGGAGUGAUCCGAGCUGCAGUAUCACCGACUCUUGUAGAUCCUGACCCCGAGGUCCUGCCAGCAGUCGAGCAGCCACCUGCUCACGCACCCGGCCGCCACCGCCCAGUGUUCCAGCACCCUGCAUAGCAGGCACCAGCAGCAGCAAGCGAUCCCCUCGUCCAGAGGGUGCCUAGAGACGAACUUCAUGGGAUUCUCAUCGCUGCUCGACCGACAUACCGACAUCGUCGAGCUUAUGGCUCGACGCCAGGGUAUCCUACCCGAUUUUGGAGAGGGUCCAUCCACCGGAGAGAGGUAACCGACGAGUGAGACAUGUGGUAGAGCGGAGUCCUUUCGCCCCACUUCUCUACUUGUAACCCUGAACUUGUUUUUGUUAUUUUUCUUCAUUUUGUAUGAGUGUGUGACAUAACUACUACUAUGUAUUGUGCUUGUAAUAACCUCACCUCGAGCGAGUCGUAUUGUGUUUGUGUGUGUUUUUUUGUCUCUCUAUGAGCUCAAUUAUUCUACCCCAGUUCGAUUCCAACUUUCACUCACUAAGCCCAAGCGAUAACACCAUUCUACCCCUUUCUUUCACCAUUGAGGGCAAUGUCGAGUUUAAGUGGGGGGGGGGGGGGUAGUUUACUAGUACGCUUGUGUGUGUGAUUGAUGCUUGGAGACUUUUGUAUGCCCAAAUUUUAAAAAUUUGAGGGCUCCAAGCAAUGUUUGCAUAAGCAAAGUGGCCGGAUGGUGGGAAAUUCUCGUGUUUAUUGGCAUUGAUCAUGACUUGUUGCAUGUGAUCGAGUAUAUCCUAUGAUGAUGACGGAGAAGUUCAUUAUGAUAGGGCAAAAGUUUAGUUCUCGGGUGUGCAUAAAUGAAUGGAUGUCUUGACUUGAUCACUUGUUGCUUACAAUUGUCAUGCAUCGUGUUUGUGAAUUGGAAUAGAUGGUUGGGUAACUACGUAGCUUGUGAGCUUUGAGCCGAUCUAAUACGCCCCUGGGGGGUGUAUGUUUAUCAAAGUCACACAGCAAACAACUCAAUCGAAGAAUCGAUUGAGCUCGAAUCAAGAACGAAGUGUUCUUAAUACGAACUUGGAUAAAACGGAACCAAAAGGACAAAUCCACACCCGGGGAUAGCUCGAUUGGUAUAAAAGGGUAGUUGCUCGACCACGAUUGAAGUGACUAUUUAAUCGAUACACAAGCUCAGCAAGUUUGGAAUCCACCAAACCCAAAACAAGUCGCAACUUGCACAAACCAAACGGUUUCUUUUCUAUUCAAUCAACUCUUGAUUUUACAACGAAAUAGAAGGUAUUUAAAGGCAAAUAAACCUAAUACAAUCCUAAUAGAGCUAGGCAACAAUUAAGGUAAAAGUCUACACUAAAAAGGACACAAAAAUUUGGGUUUAAACUCCCUUUCUUGAAGCACAAGCAAGCUGCCAGCUAACUGUCAAAAGGCAGCUUUCGUACUAACUUCGCGCCAUUCGUUCAAAACCUUCCCGAACUCUAAUCCUUCAUACAAUUCCUUCCCUUUGUACAUAAACAUACCUAGUUUCAUGUUUUGGAAGCCUUUUGACUUGAAUCCCAUCCAGGAUCCUUGAAUUCAGCUCCAAAGUAGGCUUCACAAAACAGUUUUCUGCCUUGGGCAUUUUCUGGCAGUUUUCCAGUUUUGAGGUAGCAACUUUGAAGCCUUGGAAAACAAACUUAAUGACAUCAU
Messenger RNA from Linum trigynum, 3313 nucleotides. NCBI's taxonomy places the organism in Eukaryota, Viridiplantae, Streptophyta, Magnoliopsida, Malpighiales, Linaceae. The record is from the annotation of a GenBank genome assembly.